Molecule: messenger RNA, 2871 nt
Organism: Oppiella nova
Lineage: Eukaryota; Metazoa; Arthropoda; Arachnida; Sarcoptiformes; Oppiidae
Source: the annotation of a GenBank genome assembly
AUGCCAAUAUAUGGUAAUAUAGUUGGGGCCGAGCCUACCAGAGCUGAGCUACAGCUGCCGUUUACAAGAGUUUGUGAUGGAAUUGCCGGGACUCCAGUGAACCGAAUUCCCAUAAUGGCCAAACAGGUAUUAGAUCUCUACGAAUUGUACCGUUUGGUUGUGGCCAGGGGUGGACUCGUCGAAGUCAUCAAUAAGAAGAUAUGGAGAGAAAUCACUAAAGGACUCAAUCUGCCCUCUUCUAUCACCAGCGCUGCAUUCACUCUACGCACACAAUAUAUGAAAUACCUGUACCCAUACGAGUGCGAGAAAGAGAAACUCAGUUCACCCGACGAACUCCAGUCCGCCAUCGAUGGCAACCGUAGAGAAGGCCGGCGCUCCAGCUAUGGUCAGUACCCUGAGAUGGUGGGCGCCACCCCUCCCCCUCCGCACAUGAAUCGCAAUCAGGGCAGUCAUCACCACACAUCACCUCUAAGUCUCGUCUCACGCCAAUUGAAUGGCCACAACUCACAGGGAUUGUCAUCAGGUGAAGAAGACAAUGGAAGUAUAUCUUCGACACCAACUCAUCAUUUCUCUCAUCAUCCGUUACCACAAUCUGAAGCUUUAAACCUUGAGGUGAAUCCUCGCAACGCAAGCGAUGCCACGAACCGAGCGCUGGAGACGUCCCGUAAGAUCAUGGAAGACGCGCUGGGAGUGACUCCCGCCAAGCGGUUCCUCACCGAUGAGGAGCGAUUCCUAAUGCACGCCGCACUGCCUUCCGUUCAAAUCAAAGUUAUGAAUAGAGACGGUCGGUCUCAGAUAGAAAGUCAAUUGGCAGUCAGUAUGGAAAUCAAUGGUAUUGUAUAUCACGGAACUCUUUUCGCUCAUCAUAGCAGCGAUCAAACGGGAUUUGCUUAUGGAUGCGGACACAGCUCAUCCAGCAAUGAUAUGCCGGCCCUUAACCAACAAAACUAUGGAUCCGAAAAUAGGAGGGCAUCCAUCGAGAUGAAUGGCACCCACCUCUGUAAUAAUAAGGAUAUGAGGGAAUCAGUGGUACUAUUGGUUUUUGACAAACCGGACGCUCAAAGCGAUGCUCUGAAAUGGGCGGCAGAGAGACUAUCAUUUGAUACACAUUUGGUCCAUAAUUGUGAGUCAGCUCUGGAUAGAUAUGAGGAGGAAAGGCAUCAUCUCGUGAUUAUAGACUCGCGGCAGUCGUCGCAUAUGUUGGACUCGUCAACGCUAUGCAGGUCCAUAAGAAAUAUUAAGGGAAGUGAAUACACAUGUAUUGUAGCCGUUGUUAAGAAAAGUUUAGCCGAAAAAGAAGAGGCCGGCGUUCUCUCCCUUUUGAGAAUCGGAUUCAAUAGAUGGAUGUUAGAGUCGUGUAAUCUAGGCGUUUGUCUCAAUGAAUUAGUCCAAUUAGAACAUAACGAUAUCGCAAUCCAAUGUAAAUUAAAAGCAAGUCAUGCCUUAUUCACUGCACUCGACUCCUGUAAGGAUGGUGUGAUGGUUACGGGUCCUAAUCAUGACAUACAAUACGUGAAUCAAUCCAUUGAAAAGUUAUUGGGCUUCCGAUACGAUGAGAUGAUCGGUAAAAAUGCAUACGAUUUGCAUCGAAGCGAUUCAUUCAAAACAGAUAUCGUCGACAGCAUUAAUAUGCAUCUAAACAAAGGAAAAGAAUGGGAAGGAACUAUACUUCACAGGAGAAAGUCUGGCGAAUGUAUACCUUUAUGGAGCAAAAUAUCUCCUAUUGAAGUGCACAAUGGGAGACAGAGUUUCGCCAAAUUUCAUGCCAUGACUAUUGAGGCGCCCAUUACUAAGAACAGUCCUGUGUUUGUCGCUCAAGCGCUCGACAAAGUUCUGGAGAUCUUAAAGAACUCAGAGCUCUAUUGCCCACAAUUCGGGAACCAACAGACAAAACCUGAUGACCAAACCGCCAAUGAUCUCGUGUCCGGUCUCAUGAGUAGCGGAACAAAGCAGUCGACAGUCAGGCGUAUGUCCCACGAGGCGGCCUCUAACAAGAGUAGUGUCGGAGUCACUCCUCAGACACCGACACAAAUGCCGAGCCUUACCAACGCUCCCAAUAAUAUCAAAAACCUAUUGGACAGAGACUAUGACUGGGGUUUCGAUAUCAUUGAGUUGGAGAGAGUGACACAAAAACGUCCAUUGGUUUGGUUGGGGUUAUCAGUGCUGUCGAGCUUCAAUGUUUGCCAGACUCUCAAAUGCGAUGAGUCGACACUUAGGAACUGGCUGACAGUGAUUGAGGCUAAUUAUCGCGACAACCCGUACCACAACUCGACGCACGCGGCGGAUGUGAUGCAAGCGACCGCUUACUUCAUACGAAGGCCGCGAUUAAAAGCGGUGUUCGACCCGUUGGAUGAGGCCAUCUGCUUGUUGGCAGCCAUCGUGCACGAUGUGGAUCACCCUGGCAAAAACAGUGCUUUCCUCUGCAACUCCAACCACGAGUUGGCCAUACUUUAUAACGACAUAUCUGUGUUAGAGAGCCAUCACGCGGCGCAUGCCUUCCAUCUGACCGUCAGUCCCAACUCGGAUCAGAUCAAUAUAUUCAAGAACUUAGAGCGAGACAUAUAUCGAGACGUCCGCCAAUCGAUAAUAGAUAUGGUUUUGGCCACAGAAAUGACUAAACAUUUUGAACACAUUUCAAAGUUUAUACACGUGUUCACCAAAUCCGUGAAUAUGGAUGAGGGCUUCAGUGGCAACGAUAACCUCUUGGAAACGGUUCCCGAAUCGCCAAAUAUGAUCACAUUCUCGACGCCUGAGAACAUUGUGCUCAUCAAAAGAAUGCUCAUUAAGUGUGCGGACGUCUCAAACCCCGCCCGACCUCUCAAGUUAUGUCAGGUCUGGGCCCAAAGGAUAGCCGACGAAUAUUGUAAUCAG